This is a messenger RNA of Cucurbita pepo subsp. pepo (vegetable marrow), 845 nucleotides long. RefSeq names its product protein NEGATIVE GRAVITROPIC RESPONSE OF ROOTS. Gene Ontology annotation, biological process: regulation of growth; gravitropism. NCBI's taxonomy places the organism in Eukaryota, Viridiplantae, Streptophyta, Magnoliopsida, Cucurbitales, Cucurbitaceae. The record is from RefSeq and is a predicted model, not a curated record.
UAAUUGGCUCUCUAAUUGAGGUUUUGCCUUUAAAGUUAACCUCCAAAGGCUUCUCCACCAUUAGAGACUAGCUUUGAAGGACCCCUCAAAGGCCUCUCCAUUGCAAAAAUGAAGUUCUUGAGUUGGAUGCAAAGUAAUAAACUCCAUGGAAGAGUAAAAUUUCAGAACAAAUCAUCAAAUUCAAACCCUUCAAUUGAGGAACGUGAAGAAACCAGCCCCUCUUUGCCUCUUGGCUUGCUAUCAAUUGGAACUUUUGGCAACAAUGUGUUAAGAACGAACAAGACCGAUGUUGAAAACGUCGUCGUUGAUGCUCGAUCUCCAGGGAAAGAAACGGAAGACAUUGAGUUGAGGGAGAUUGAUGAUGAAAUGAAAGAGAAGAUUGGUUUAAUGAUUGGGGAUGAUGAGAAACAUAAUCCGAAAUCCAUUGUCAAGAGAUCUGUUUCAUUUCUUGUCAAGAAGGUCUUUGUCUGUGGUGGAGGUGGUUUUGCACCGCCGCAGCCACCACCGAACUUCAUGGAUACGCCGCAAGACGCAACGAUGAAGAAGAUUUUGAGGAUGAUGCUUCACAAGAAAAUUUACCCUAAGAGUUCUUCACAAACAGCUUCAUUGAAGAGAUUCAUAAAGGAGAAAGAGAGGAGAGAUAAGAGAAAUGAAGAAGAAGAAUGAUGAUUGUAAUGUAAAUAAUUGAGGGUCAAAAUGGAUUCAAUAAUGUAAGCUAGAGAAUUGAAAUUUGAAUGGCCAAUAGCCAUAAACCCACAUGAUCUUGUUUCCCUUUUUAACAAUUGUCCCAAAAGCUGAUGAUGUAUUGAAUCUCCAAUAUAUUUUACUCGAUUUUUAAUUAUAGA